ACUUCUAUUAGUUGAGUGUUGAAGUGGUAGCCCCACCCUUCACCUGUCCCUUCCUCAACAAGUGUGGACAAGACGAGUAGCAGUGGUGUAGCCUGUGAUUGCCGCGCAGGAAGUGGUAAGGUGUGAGUCAGCAGCAGCGGGCCAGCGGCACGUCAGCCUAGGACAUCAUCGCAGCCCUCCACAGGCGAAGCACCAACACUCACUCACCGAGGAGUCUCACGGGAACACUGCCACUGCCAACCAGCCCACCCCAGCCAGCGUCCAGUCCACGAGGUUCCCUGCAGGACUGGCCGUGGUUUGUGCUGGUGACAGUGGUGUGGGAGUGGUGGUGGCCGUGAACCCUGGCAGCAGUAUGGGUGGCCAGAGGCAGCAGCAGCAGCAGCAAUCAGCCUCAGGUGUGGGGAGGCACAGGCGUGGUGGCAAGGAUCAUCAGGAGACAGGCAGCUCUCGCCACACAGGACAGAGUAGGUUGGAGUGCCAGCAGUGUGACAAAACUUUUACCACCAAACAACACCUCACCACACACACCCUGACACACAGUGGUGUUAGGAAUUAUGAGUGUGGUGAGUGUGGGAAGAAAUUCACCACUAAAUCUAACCUCACCACACACAGCCUGACUCACAAUGGUGUUAGGAAUUAUGAGUGUGGUGAAUGUGGGAAGAAAUUUGGCAGAAAGUCUCACCUCAUAACACACAGCCUGACACACAGUGGUGUUAGGAAUUAUGAGUGUGGUGAGUGUGGGAAGAAAUUUUCCCUAAUGUGUAACCUCACCAAACACAGCUUGACUCACAGUGGUGUUAAGAAUUUUGAGUGUGGUGAGUGUGGAAAGAAAUUUACCCAAAAGUCUCACCUCACCUCACACAGCCUGACUCACAUUGGUGUUAGGAAUUAUGAGUGUAGUGAGUGUGGGAAGAAAUUUGUCACAAAGUCUCACCUCACCAAACACAGUGUGGUCAAGAUGAAAACGGGAAGAGCUGCACAAUUAAGUGUAAACACAGAUGACAAUCAGCUGGGAGAGGAACACCAGUGUGGUAAGUGUGAGAGACAGGUUACUGAUGACCAUGAAGCAAUAUGA
Molecule: messenger RNA, 1075 nt
Organism: Portunus trituberculatus (swimming crab)
Lineage: Eukaryota; Metazoa; Arthropoda; Malacostraca; Decapoda; Portunidae
Product: zinc finger protein 157-like
Exons: 3
Coding region: 353-1075 (240 amino acids)
Biological process (GO): positive regulation of reciprocal meiotic recombination
Cellular component (GO): nucleus
Molecular function (GO): histone H3K36 methyltransferase activity; recombination hotspot binding; histone H3K4 methyltransferase activity
Source: RefSeq, a predicted model, not a curated record